GGCGGGGAAGCAGCAGGAGGUGGUGAAGGGCGUGACGCAGCUGGGGACGGUGACGAUGGACGGCCUGAAGGACAAGGUGCUGGCAAAGACCGGCGGGAACACCUUGUCGUCGGCUGACACAAAGGAGAAGCUGAGCGCUCAAGAUGUUGUGAGAGAAGAGGGAAGGGACCUCGGGAGACUCCUCACUGAGGACAACACCGCCUCCAGCGGCAGUGAGGGGGGACUCGCUCAUUCCCCCAAAGACUAUCUUCAUUACGAAGAAGUGUUUUCUAACAGGAGUCUGGUGCAGUGGCCACUUAUGGUGUUCUCCACAGACGGUAAACUUGGCAACUGCUUCAACAGUUACGCAAUGGCUCUUGCCUACAAUGGUCGCCAUCCCACCACGGUCGCCGUGACAGAGCACAUCUUCAAAAUGGUCUCUGGGCUAGUUGUGGCGGAGCUUCUGACCUUACCAGUAGUGAGUCGGGAUCUAAUACGAAACGUUAAGGAGUUUGGCUUCGCCGAGACGGUUUACCCUGACUUCGUUAGAGACGACAUGGAGAGCCACCUGGAGCCCACCUUCCAGAGGGCCGUCACGGAGUACCACAACAACGCCAUGGCGAAGGUCUUCAUCCUGGAAGGUUACCCGAAGCCCAUGAAGAUGGUUGCUGAACGCCACCACCUAAUACGCACCACCUUCAAGAUCCGACCCAAUCAUCAGGCAAAAGCUUCGUCGUUCUUGGAGAGCGCGCGAGCGAGGAAGGGCGACAACGUCACCUUCGUGGGCGUCCACGUCCGACGGGGCGACUAUUUGGACUUUAUGAAGAACUUUUACCACUGCCCACUGCCGGGACCCAAGUAUUUGGUGGCCGCCAUGGACCUCUACCGCACCUCCCAAACCAACCCGGUGUUCGUAGUGUGUUCGAACGACCUCCCGUACGUCCGAAUGCAUCUUCCGGACGCCAGUGACGUCAUUUUUUCAGACAUGGCGCUCCCUGAAGAAGACAUGGCCCUACUGGCCGCCUGUUCCCACUCCAUCAUGACCGUCGGCUCCUUCGGGUUCUGGGGCUCCUACCUGGCCGGCGGACGCGUCAUCUAUCCCCUCCUAAACAACUGCUUUCACACGCCCUUCGUCCACCCGGACACCCUUGGGCCGCGGGGCUUCGAGAACUGGCUCGCCAUCCCUCUCUAA
Molecule: messenger RNA, 1171 nt
Organism: Procambarus clarkii (red swamp crayfish)
Lineage: Eukaryota; Metazoa; Arthropoda; Malacostraca; Decapoda; Cambaridae
Biological process (GO): carbohydrate metabolic process
Cellular component (GO): membrane
Molecular function (GO): galactoside 2-alpha-L-fucosyltransferase activity
Source: RefSeq, a predicted model, not a curated record